AUGGAAAUGGAAUACAAUGAAAUAAUGGCUACUCCGCUUAAUGUGGGACACCCCACAACUGAUGUUCAUACAUGGGGAUUUGAAAGUGAUGAAGAAGAUGAAGGUCACCCAAUGCAUAUGCUACCAACCUAUAGAUUACCUGUGAGUCACAGAAGAAAAGGGACUCUUUCGAAAUGGCGAGCAAUAAAUUCAAAACCGAAACCGCAUCCAUUUACUGGCAAUCAGCACGUUACAAACUAA
Molecule: messenger RNA, 240 nt
Organism: Macrosiphum euphorbiae (potato aphid)
Lineage: Eukaryota; Metazoa; Arthropoda; Insecta; Hemiptera; Aphididae
Source: the annotation of a GenBank genome assembly